Molecule: messenger RNA, 1139 nt
Organism: Jaminaea rosea
Lineage: Eukaryota; Fungi; Basidiomycota; Exobasidiomycetes; Microstromatales
Product: ARF/SAR superfamily
Exons: 5
Coding region: 297-842 (181 amino acids)
Biological process (GO): vesicle-mediated transport; intracellular protein transport
Cellular component (GO): cytoplasm; plasma membrane
Molecular function (GO): GTPase activity; GTP binding
Source: RefSeq, a predicted model, not a curated record
CUCCUACCGUACUCCACCACCUCGCCGCCACUCUUAGCAAGCAUCGUCGACGAGUACUGCGCUGGACUACCCUUCUCCUCUUUGGCUCUUCUGUUUUCCUUAUCCACCGCACACGAAGCGCACAGCAAAGUGGGUGUCGCGAUUCCUUCGAUUCAAGCGGCCUGGUACAUCUCGAAGUUCGAGGUAGACCGACCCUUCUUCCAACAGGACUCAAUCUGCGUCAUCUCAUCUGCUCACACGAUCUUCGCGCCUUCUCCUCCCUCUCCUCAUCACCACCAUCAGAGUACUAAUACAACAUGGGUCUCUCGGUCUCACGCCUGUUGUCGGGCCUCUUUGGCAAGAAGGAGAUGAGGAUCUUGAUGGUCGGACUCGACGCCGCCGGUAAGACGACAAUCCUCUACAAGCUCAAGCUGGGAGAGAUUGUCACCACCAUCCCCACCAUCGGCUUCAACGUCGAGACGGUCGAGUACAAGAACAUUUCGUUCACCGUGUGGGACGUCGGAGGACAGGACAAGAUUCGUCCCCUUUGGAGGCACUACUUCCAAAACACGCAGGGAAUCAUCUUCGUCGUCGACUCCAACGACCGAGAGCGUGUUUCCGAGGCUCGCGAAGAGCUGCAGCGAAUGCUCAACGAGGACGAGCUUCGUGAUGCUCUCCUCCUUGUUUUCGCCAACAAGCAGGACUUGCCCAACGCAAUGAACGCCGCGGAGAUCACCGACAAGCUGGGUCUGCACUCGCUGAGGCAGCGUCAAUGGUUCAUCCAAGCAACGUGCGCCACCUCUGGAGACGGUCUCUACGAGGGUCUCGAGUGGCUCAGCACCAACCUCAAGCGACGCGUCUAAAUGGGUGAUUGCAGCAGCCGUAGCCGCAUCACCGACAGUAGAAGAGGGGUAGGCGCAGGAGGAGGAGAAGCAGGGGAAUGAGCUUGAUUCGUCGCUACCGUGGUCAUCCCACUUGGCCGCAAGUAACCGUUCAGAGAAGACAAUAGGGCGGGACAUCCACAUCUUGGUCCAGGUUAGUCGUCGGUCGUUCGUUUAUCUCUCCCUCUCUUUCUCGCCCCCUUCCCCACCUCCCCACCCAGCUCAAGGUGUUGUGGCGAAGACAUGACAAUCUCGUUCGAAUAUAGGAGAUGACCCACG